Messenger RNA from Penicillium angulare, 783 nucleotides. Its product is annotated as alpha/beta hydrolase. The transcript has a single exon. The record is from RefSeq and is a predicted model, not a curated record. The coding region runs from base 1 to 783 and encodes 260 amino acids. Lineage: Eukaryota; Fungi; Ascomycota; Eurotiomycetes; Eurotiales; Aspergillaceae.
AUGUCUUCGCUUCCAUCAAUUGUACUGGUUCACGGAGCCUGGCAUACGCCACCAAAUUAUCGAUCCUAUGUGGACGCCCUACAGAAACAAGGGUUUGAAGUACACUGCCCACGGCUUCCAACAUGUAGUGGCGUAUCGCCACCAACCGCAUCUCUCCCCGAAGAUAUCGCCUACGUGAGAGAAAUUAUCAAAUCGCUCGUCAACAAUGGCCAGCGUGUUCUGAUGAUCUUCCAUUCAUACGGCGGCGCUGUCGGAGGCAGCGCAGUAGAGGGCCUUUCCAUCGCUGAACGGAAGGCUGCCGGGAAACCCGGGGGUGUCAUUCACUUGCUCAACCUGUGCGGAUACUUGCUGCGCGCUAAUACUUCCGUCUUUGACGUUAUUCGAGAGGCUGGGUAUCAAGAUUUAGUGGAAGACUACAUGCCCACAGCCCCAGAUGGCCUCUGUUCUGUUACAGAUCCCGCUACUGGAUUUUUCAGUGGGAGAGCGAGCCAGGAAAUAGUCGAUGAAGCACUCAAUGCAGUAGUCAAGUUCCCAAUUCAAGCCUUUCAUGAUGUGGUAACGGGAUAUGCCUGGAAAACAAUCCCUACAACUUAUAUUCGCACACUGCAAGAUGGUGGUGUGCCGACGGUAUAUCAAGAUAUCAUGUUAGGCAAAGCUCAAGAAGAUGGCAUUUCUUUGAAGGUCAAAACCUUCGAUGCCGAUCAUAGUCUCUUCAUUACUGAGCAGGAGGAAAUGGUGAAGGCCGCAGUUGAUGCUGCCAAUGACGAGAGAAACAUUCUGUGA